AUGGUAUCAGGUCAACUCAUUAAUUUUGAGAAGUCUUCGAUCCAAUUUGGACCUAAAAUUGAAGAGUCAAACAGACAGGAAAUGAGAGACAUUCUGGGCAUUCAGAAUCUUGGAGGAAUGAGAACUUAUCUAGGAUUACCAGAAAACCUUGGGGGCUCAAAGAUUCAGGCACUUCAGGCUUUAGUGGACUCACAGGAUGCGAAAAUUAUCGAGAGCAUACCACUGAGCAGAUUCCAGAUGGUAGACAAAGAUGGAUGGCAUUUCGCAACAAAUGGGAAAUGCACGGUUAAAUCGGGAUAUCAGGUAGAACGGGUUUACCCGGAUAGAGAAAAACCACCAGUAUUGUUUGGACCUACGGUCGAUGGAUUGAAGUCAUUCUGCUGGAAAGUCAGGUGGCCACCAAAGCUUAAACAUUUUCUCUGGCAGUUGGUGACAUGGUGUAUAGCGGUCAAGAAAAAUUUACAAGCGCGAGGGAUAAGUGGAAGGAAUAGUAAGGUGUUUAGCAAUCUGGAUAUUGAUCCUAGGGAUACGCUCAAAUUGGCGGAAACAGAUUCAACCCUUUGGGCUGAAGCCCAGAUAGUGAAUGAACAGAGGAUAGUCCCACAGGUAGAGAUUAUGUCUUCACUGUCAAAUCCAGGUCGAUGGGGUUUCGUAGAUGGUUCCUGGAAAGAGAAAGAUUUUUUCUCCGGACAGGGUUGGUACAAUACUUUAGAAGGCUUCGAUGGGUUGCUGGGGGCGAGGAAUGUUCGGGCUAGUCUCUCUCUCCUCUCCAUGCAGAGAUGGAAGCACUACUCUGGGCUAUGGAAUGUAUGA
Molecule: messenger RNA, 813 nt
Organism: Brassica rapa (field mustard)
Lineage: Eukaryota; Viridiplantae; Streptophyta; Magnoliopsida; Brassicales; Brassicaceae
Source: RefSeq, a predicted model, not a curated record